AUAUGUAUAUAGAUAUAUAUUGUAUAUGUAUAUAUGAUAGUUUUGGGUGGGGUUGUUGACUUGGCUGAGCCGAAGGUGUCGUGUUUCUGACUCUAACUAAGCAACGGAGACCCCAACACCUCAUUUGCUGAAUUCAAAGAUUGGAAAAUGUGUUGCGAAGGGGCUCUAAGAGUCUUUGAUUUAGUCAAUCGUUAGGGUUGGGGUUUUGGGGUUUAAUUCUAUGAUUAAUUUGUAGUAUUCUAAGAGUCAACAAAAAGAUUAAUUAGAAAAGUAGGAAAAAGAAAGUGGCCUUUACAUGAAUUUACUGUGUCAAAUAUGACGGUUUCAAUAAGAGCAUGUAAAUUGCUUGCACAACAACCGAAAUGACGAAUCUGAAGAGAUUAUUCGCGUCUCGUUCUUCUUCUUCAUCUCCUUCUGAUUCUCCUCAGAAACAGGAUGCCAAGGACAAUGGUUUCUUCAAUGGAAAAUUGAUGAACCGGAAGCUCACUAGACAGCGUAAGCUCCGGCAUGCUAGCGACAACGAGCUUGGUUUGCAGCAGACUACUGAUCGGUCACGUUCCUUGCCGGUUUCGCCGGGCUCGGAAUUGCUGUCACCGGGAAAUUUGGGUCAUUGGUCAAGGUCAGCUGUACCACAACCCUUGCCACUCCCUGAAUUGCAUUUGAUUUUCAAGCAGAAUGAUCGGUCAAACUUGUCAUUGCCGAAAGAAGGUCCCAGCACAGGGGAGGCCGAUGGCCGGGAUGAGACCGGAGGGGUACCAAUUCCAUCAAGCACUGCCACCGGGAGCUACUUUGCUCAUCAAAAUAUCAGGAAGACCACAGUCCCUGUUGCCGCAGAAUCAUCCAGGUUUCCUACUUAUCGCCGUAGGGGGUUCCGUCAAGAUCUAAAUGUUGAUAGUGUUGAUCAAAACUUCAGACUGAAUUUUCCUGCCAGGAGUGCUCCAACCAGUGGUUUCACCAGUCCUACUCUUAGUCCAAAAAGAUUUAGUACAGUGGACGUCCAUUCUACUUUCAUGGUUCGUCAAGAAUUUCAGGUUUCGUCUGCUUUAGAGGCUCCAGUUGUGGAUUCUCUUGCAGGUUAUUCUCAAAUGAUGUCAGCAAGAAUAAUGCGUAGCCCUGAUCAAUCUCCACUUCAUAGCCCCACAAUACAAACUCACUGCCAUGAUACCAGAAGUCCUACUGGCCUUGCGCUACAUUCGUAUCAUAAAUCACUCCCAGAAAGUUCUUCGGCAUGGGCUGAAAGUAAUAUUCAUGCCAAUGUCCACCCAUUACCCCUUCCACCAGUAGUUGCAAAACCAUCAUCUUCAUCUAACAUCCGCCAAACUAUAGAAAAGCCAGAUGUAUCAUCGAUCAAAAGUCAAUGGCAAAAGGGAAAACUCAUUGGACGGGGUACAUUUGGUACCGUUUAUAUAGCAACCAACCGUGAAACUGGAGCUUCAUGUGCAAUGAAAGAAGUUGAUCUGAUACCUGAUGACCCUAAACCUGCGGAAUGUAUAAAGCAGUUGGAGCAGGAAAUCAAAGUUCUCCGGCAGCUAAAGCAUCCAAAUAUUGUGCAGUAUUAUGGUAGUGAAAUUGUUGAGGAUCGUUUUUGCAUAUUGUUGGAGUAUGUUUAUCCAGGAUCAAUCAACAAAUAUAUCUGUGAAAAUCGUGGGGCUGUUACAGAAUCUGUAGUUCGCAAUUUCACCCGCCAUAUUCUCUCAGGGCUGGCUUAUUUGCAUAGCAAAAAAAUAGUACACAGGGACAUCAAGGGGGCAAAUUUGCUUGUCGAUACAUCUGGUGUUGUCAAGCUUGCUGACUUCGGGUUGGCAAAACAUCUUACAGGACAUUUCACUGAUCUUUCUCUGAAGGGUAGCCCACACUGGAUGGCUCCAGAGGUCUUGCAGGCUGUGAUGCGGAAAGAUACCAAUCCUGAGCUUGCUUAUGCUGUUGACAUAUGGAGCUUGGGCUGCACAGUCAUUGAGAUGCUGGAUGGAAAACCUCCUUGGAGUGAGUUAAAUGGGGUGCAAGCUAUGUUCAACGUUUUGAAUAAAACCCCACCUAUACCUGAAACUUUAUCAUCAGAAGGAAAGGAAUUCCUCCGGUGGUGUUUCCAGAGAAAUCCUGCAGAUCGGCCAUCAGCAGUUUUGCUACUUGAGCAUCCUUUCUUGCGAAAUUCACAUGAUCAGAAUGUUUCAGUUUGCGUGCAAGAAUAUUCUGGAAUGAGAUUAAUGGAAACAUCACAUAGCCCAAGAGAGAGGACUAAAAAUGUAAAUGAUAUUAUGUCAAACUCGCCUGGCACACUGAAAAGGCAUGGAAAACUGCCAUGUAACAGUGAAUCUUGUAAACAAUCUUAUCCUGAAACUACGGAGACCAAAGCAGCCUCCCGCCACUCUCCUCGUUCUACACUGGAAGUCCUUCCGAGUAUAUCAUCACCAGAGUUAAACUGCUGUUCACAUAAUAUCAGCCAUUCUCCCAAUGGUUCGAACAGCUUACUCGGAGCUGGAAGCAACUAUCCUUAUGCUUCUAUAAGGACUCGCGGAAAGGAAAUUCUACACCUUUGAAUUGUGUUUAUAUGUUUGACUACAGAUUGAUAAGGAAGCAAACUCUCAUGCACAGUAUUGGCUAAAGAAUUUGGUCGGAGUUCUCUUGUAGGCUGGUCAUGUUGCCAUCUGGGGACAAUUCGGCCAUGGGAUUUCAGUUCACACUCCAAUUCUGUGCUGUUGAUGCUUCUUAUGAAGUAACGGAGGCUCUUUCAUCAGCAACCAAAUUCAAACACUCGCUCUUUAUGCUCUUCAUGAAGAAUUCAGGCUUAGGGAAAAUGUAGUUGUUACUUAUAUCUUGCCCUAGCAAAGGCAGAAAAUGGAAAUUAGAAGAAAGAUAAUAUUUCCAAAUUUCUUCUAAAACAUUAGUGGUGGAACUUAGAUAUAGUUGUGUAAUUAUUGAGGCUUCAUUUCAUUUCAAUAGAAGCUCUCUUCUGACGGACUUUUUCAUUAGGGUGUCUCUUUUCAAGAGAAACAAAACUAUCAUGGUGUUUCUGUUUGAAACUACUAAUCAAUGGCUGUCGUCAUGCUGGUAA
Cornus florida is the source of this 3052-nucleotide messenger RNA. RefSeq names its product mitogen-activated protein kinase kinase kinase 5-like. The transcript is spliced from 11 exons. Gene Ontology annotation, molecular function: ATP binding; protein kinase activity. Lineage: Eukaryota; Viridiplantae; Streptophyta; Magnoliopsida; Cornales; Cornaceae. The record is from RefSeq and is a predicted model, not a curated record. Bases 363 to 2537 code for a protein of 724 amino acids. Gene Ontology annotation, biological process: protein phosphorylation.